Messenger RNA from Podarcis lilfordi (Lilford's wall lizard), 13119 nucleotides. NCBI's taxonomy places the organism in Eukaryota, Metazoa, Chordata, Lepidosauria, Squamata, Lacertidae. The record is from the annotation of a GenBank genome assembly.
AUGGGUUUGAAAGGUAAGAAGGGGCAAAAAUCUGAAUACGUGAAGAUAAGAGAAGAUGAAAUAUUAUUCCUCCUCUAUGUACACAAGGCCAGUGGGGGCAACCCUGGUCUCCCCCCUCAAUGCAGUGGUCAGUCAUGUCCAGGGAAUACCUCAGAAGGGCUGAAACAUUAGAAAAUGUGUCAGAAGGAGAAGCACAAGAUGUAGAGCAUUUGCUACAUCAUAAAUCUUCACGCUGAAAGGUUUUGUCUUACUUUGUCAAAUAAGAAGAGGGUAGGCCUUUAGUGGAUGCUAGCAAGUGAUGCAUUUGGGCAUGUAAAGGUAAAGGGACCCCUGACCACUAGGUCCAGUCGUGACCGACUCUGGGGUUGCACGCUCAUCUCGCUUUAUUGGCCGAGGGAGCCGGUGUACAGCUUCUGGGUCAUGUGGCCAGCAUGACUAAGCCGCUUCUGGUGAACCAGAGCAGCGGACGGAAACGCCGUUUACCUUCCCGCCAGAGCGGUACCUAUUUAGGUAACUACUUGCACUUUGACGUGCUUUCAAACUGCUAGGUUGGCAGGAGCAGGGACCGAGCAACGGGAGCUCACCCCGUCGCAGGGAUUCGAACCGCCAACCUUCUGAUCGGCAAGUCCUAGGCUCUGUAGUUUAACCCACAGCACCACCUGCAUCCCAAUUUGGGCAUAUACUGGCAACCAAACUAAUAACAAACUGGUUUAAAGCAGAACUAUAUUCAGCGUACUACUUUAGAAUUAGACUAGUUCCAAAACACAAAGAAGCUAUCAACAUUGUACAUUUGGAGUUUAACAUACUGUACAUUUGGAGUUUUGCAUAUUUACAUUUCCCCUGUCAAAUUCCUGUAGGAAGGACCACUCCUCACAUCAAAUGGGGGGCGCCUUUCGGUAGUACGGCUGGUUUUACCCUCCCCAGGAUGGAUACCUGGAGGUCUCCGCCUACCUCAGCCAAUCGCCCAAUCCCACCUGGGGAGGCGUUGCCAAGGGAUCAGCCAGGUAGGGGGAGGGACCGCCCUGCCCACACAACAGAAGGAGAAUCUUACCUGUAGGAAAAAGGAAACUGCAGCAGCUAUUCUGUUUCCAGCACUUACAAGUGUCAGAAAAAUGAAUGAUUAUUUUACAUCCCAGGCAAGAAGGAACUUCCAGAGUCGAAGCUCGUUGUGGAGAAAGUUCUACUUAGGAGAAAAUUUAUUCCCAGCCCUCAAGGCACAAAUAUCAUGUUUGCGUUCUUCGCUCAACACUUCAACCACCAAUACCUCCAUACAGAAAAGGACAAAGGGCCAGCCUUCACAAAGGCCUUUGGGCAUGGGGUAAGCUGAAAGAGUCAUGACUUCGACUGGUUAGCUAUUACAAAGUAGAACUGUUAUGCAUUUGAGGGUGCUGGAAAAAUACAAUCUCUAGACCUUAUAAAUGUUAGAAUUCAAUUAAGGCUUGGGGGUACAGAGUUAUGUGCUAGACACUUUUCUUUCUUUUUCAUACAGUGGUGCCUCGCAAGACGGAAUUAAUUCGUUCCGCGAGUUUUGUUGUCUUGCGAUUUUUUUCAUCUUGCGAAGCACGGUGUCGGGAAAGUUUUGGAAAAGCUUCAAAAAUCACCAAAGUCUUUAAAAACCUCAAAAAAGGCUACCACACCGCGUUCUAUGAGUUGCUCCUCGAAGUCAAGUCGCAACUGUAUUAACGGCGUUAAGAAAAAGGAAACAAACUUGCAAGACGUUUCCGUCUUGCGAAGCAAGCCCAUCGGGAAAAUCGUCUUGCGAAGCAGCUCAAAAAACGAAAAACCCUUUCGUCUAGCGAGUUUUUCGUCUUGCGAGGCAUUCGUCUUGCGGGGCACCACUGUAAUUUUUAUUAAAUUUCCUGUUUUACAUUUUUCACUUAAUCAACCUUAAAAUAUCAUUGACUUCCCUUCUCUUCCCAUGGUUCCUUUUGCAUAAUGCACACUCAUACUUGAUAAUGUGGGUGCCCUUUGUGGGAUUGCGCGCGGUGCUACGGUUCCCAGGGAACUUAUUAAUAAAAGGGGACUGGCUUGCUUCUCAGUGUAUUAUUUGGAGGUUCACGCCCAGCCUCAGUUAUCAAGUUUCUUGCUGGGAGGGGGGCCAGCCCCAUUUAUAAUAGGGGAUGAAGCCGACAAUAGCCAGGCAGUCGGCUCUGGAGAUUCACCCUCCCUCCCAUCCCUCUGUUUAAUGUUUUCUUGUUUACAGGUUAACUUUUUCUUCCUGUUUAGCGGGUGCUGCUACGGUCUUUGACUGCUUGUUGUUGAUGGUCAGGGAGGAAAUUUUCCUGCAUUUUGUCUUCCCCAUAGCAGUUCGCCACAACUUUGGCGGUUAUGGCGGGGAGGGGGGGCGUGAAGGGGUGACUCACCCCCCUGCAGUGGCAAUUCCAGGGUCCCCUCUUAAAGGGGUUAUAUAUAUGGGUGUCACUGGCCAUACACUGAAAAGUUGUCAGUGAACUACCCUGUGUGUGGGGAUAUGGGCUGGGCUGCCUGCUACACUUACAUCUCACAGAGCACCCUCAUAUCCCAUUUACCCUGAUGAGCCCCAGUUCCCCCCGGCUGGGGGGCUGGGAGGGAUACACGCCUAAGGCCUACGCCAAGGUCUUCCUACAUUUGGAAGUUUAAUAAAGUUGUGGCCUAAUUUUUAAUUCCAGAGUCUUUAUUCCUUUCUUAUGAUCCCUGGGGGCUGGGGCUGUUGCGCCUGGUCACGCAACAUAAAUCCCUACGUAUUAUAAACUACACCAUUCAGUAUCCCAUUAUUACAUCAAUCAAAGCUUAUUUACACUGUUGAAUUUAUCUUAAUGCUGCCCACAUUUCCAAAUAUACACAAUUUCCUCCAUAUAUUCAAUAAACAUUUUCCAAUCUUCUCUAAACCUAUGUUCUUCUUGUUCUCUUACUCUGUGUUAGGUCCACAAGCUGCACACAUUCCAUCAGUUCAAGUUGCCAUUCUUUUUUUAGUUGGGACCUCGCUUGUUUUCCCAUUUUGGUGCUAACAAAACACAGGACUCAGUAGUGGCAUACAUAAAUAACCUUUUUUGACACCUGGGAAUUUCAGGCUGAAUUAUCCCCAACAAGGAGGACUCUGGGUUUUGUUUUUUUUUGGAAAAGUACUUCUAAGCAUUUCUUUCAAUUCAUUAUGAAUUAUUUCCCAAUACUCUUUUACGCUUUUACAGGUCCACCACAUAUGAUAGAACGCACCCUCAGCCUCAUUGCAUCUCCAUGUGCUAGAUGCUUUUAAUCCCCUGGAAUCAGCAAGUGUUAAAAGAUAAUUGUAUUUUAGUGUUCUGUUGGAAGCCGCCCAGAGUGGCUGGGGAAACCCAGCCAGAUGGGCAGGGUAUAAAUAAAUUAUUAUUAUUAUUAUUAUUAUUAUUAUUAUUAUUAAGCCAGGCUAGCCUCCUGGGUCGAGGUAAAAGCCUGGGUGAUGCACCAUUAAGAAAACAAGGAUUAGAAUGGUGUAGGUUAGAAUGGUGAGAGUUAGGAAUUGUGUGACUAAGACACAAAACAGGAGGCAGAGCAUGAUGUCUGACAUCUGUCUGAAUUGAAAGCUACGGCUAUGGGAGAAGCAAGACCCUUUGGGGUUUUAAUCCUGUGAGACCCUCCAUCGUAGGCUCAGGUUGUAUAUAUUUGUAAAUAAGCCUUAUAUCAUAAAGAUGCCACAGUCUCCACUCUGCCUCAUUUCCAAAAGAAAAUAUGGACCCUGGGUAAGUGCCUGGAAUAUGGACCCUGGGUAAGUAUCUGGAAUAUGGACCCUGGGUAAGUGCCGCUGGAGACUGGGGUGGCAUGCAACACAAUUUCUAUUAGUUCCUUCAGAAAGCAGGAACCCUUCUUAACAACCUUGUUUACAAUGAUAUGUAUCACCACCACCCUGUGUUGUGUAUCAGAAAAAAAUCAGUUUUAUAUGCCAGGGCUCAUUCUAUAUUUAACCCAAAUACAGGCAUGCAAUAGCAAAACAAUUUUUCUAUAAAUUAAGAAUAUUCAUAUCAUGAUGUAUUUUGAGGACUGACCAAACUCUUUCCUCCGUUGUACCCUCACUGCAGCAUAUAUCAUUCUGAAACUUUUAGAGGGAGAUAACUAAUUUUACUGGACAUUUACGAAGUGUUCAACUUUCUUUGGGCGACAACUAGUAUAUUUAAGUAAUAUUCUGUCUGUUUUUAUAUAUAUAUAUAUAAUUUUUUAUUAUUUUCUUAUAAACAGCUUUUCCAUCAAUACAAUAGCCAACUUAAAAAUCCCUUUUACUCUGCUGAGCUUAUUCUGUCUAUUUUGUAAGGGCUUCACCCUGAAUCUAUUUGUUUCUCUGUCUCAUCUGUCAAAUUAAAAAUCGGACGUUCAUGUUCCUAUCAUUUCAACAGGUCGAUCUAAAUCAUAUCUACGGAGAGAAUUUGGAUAGGCAGCUGAAACUCAGACUAUUUAAGGAUGGGAAGAUGAAAUUUCAGGUUGGUUUGGACUUUUUCUGAAAACGCUGCAGUGUGUUGAGAAAAAGAGAGAUUGUAUUUAUGUUAAAGUAUUUACUUGGAAGAGUGGUGUGUUCCCUCUGAUGCAUAGAAGCCCCACAGACAUUUUAGUAACUGCACCAGCAACCAUUUCCCCCCUAGAUAACUAUUUAAGGAGUAUAGACUAUCACAAUGCCACAAUCUCACAAAAAUCUCUGUACUUGAAAUCCACUGGAAAUUGUCAAGUACAGUGGUACCUCGGGUUACAGACACUUCAGGUUACAGACGCUUCAGGUUACAGACUCCGCUAACCCAAAAAUAGUACCUCAGGUUAAGAACUUUGCUUCAGGAUGAGAACAGAAAUUGUGCGGCGGCAGGAGGCCCCAUUAGCUAAAAUGGUACCUCAGGUUAAUAACAGUUUCAGGUUAAGAACGGACCUCCAGAACGAAUUAAGUUCUUAACCCGAGGUACCAUAUAAGCAUAUUAUAUUUGAACUGGAUUUUAGUAUUCUUGGCUGAAAUUCAGUAUGAUAGAAGAUUCUAUAUGCUGCCAUGCUCAUUUAUUUGUUUUUUUAAUUACAGAUGAUCGAUGGAGAGAUGUACCCACCCACAGUCAAAGAAACUCAGGCAGAAAUGAUCUACCCACCACACGUCCCUGAGCACCUGAAAUUUUCUGUAGGGCAAGAGGUCUUUGGUUUGGUUCCAGGGCUGAUGAUGUACGCCACGUUAUGGCUCCGGGAACACAACCGGGUCUGUGACAUUCUGAAGGGCGAGCAUCCAGAAUGGGAUGAUGAGCAGCUGUUCCAAACUACCCGCCUGAUCUUAACAGGUAAUUCUUACAAUUGCUCAUGGUUAACACACAAUUACUUGAUGAAAUUUUGCUGCUGCUAGAUGUGGCGAUGGCCAUCAUCUAAGAUGUCUUUAAAAUGGCCGAGACAGUUUCAUGGGAGAUAGUUCUAUCACCGUUUGUUGACUAUUGUUGAUUCUGAGCAUCUCAGGGACAUUUUGUGGGCCGUCGUUGGAAAUGUAGUGCCAGACAAGAUGGACACUUGGAUUGAUUCAAGAGGACUGUUCUUCCAUUAUUCAAUGUUGCUGUGACUUUUAACUGGGAGCAUGGCAUUCCACAGCAGAUGACUUUCGCUUUCUGUUUGCCUGCUGGAUUUUGGAUGGCUUGCUGCAGAUUUGAUUAGGGACUUAACAUUGCUCUGGAAACAAAACUAAAAGAUUUGACUUUAUUGUGGGAAAACAGGAGCAACCAUCAAGAUUGUGAAUGAAGACUACGGCCUGAAAGCGAGAUGAGUGCCACACCCUAUAAUCGCCUUUGACUGGACUUUUUUGUUUGUUUGUUUGUUUUCUUAUACAAAAUUAUAAAACGUACCACAUAAUUUAUCACAAAUACAAUCUUAUCGGACUUCCAUCAACACCUCUGAUGAUCCUCCGUCUUAAUCACUUCUUAACUUAAUAUUGCCUUUACAUCUCUUAAACAUAUCAUCUCUCCUUUUCCAUUUUUACAAUAUUUCCAAUAAUACUCCUCACAGAACUUCUUGGAAACCUACAAACAUCGUCUGAUAAUCACAGAUACUUUUCAGAUAAUCCGUAAAUUUACUCCAGUCUUCGUUAAAAUUCUGGUCCUGCCGGUUUCGGAUCCUUCCUGUUAGUUUAUUUAAUUCUGCAUAGUCCAGUAACUUCAUUGCCUUUGGCUGGACUUAACCGCCAUGGGGUCCUUUACCCUUUUAUUGUUUAGGAAAUGAAAAGACUGACUGACUUUUGUUUUCUGUGGGGAAACAGGAGAGACCAUCAAGAUUGUGAUUGAAGACUACGUGCAGCACCUCAGUGGCUACCACUUCAAGUUGAAGUUUGACCCAGAGCUGCUCUUCAACCAGAGAUUCCAGUAUCAGAACAGAAUAGCGGCAGAAUUCAACACCCUUUACCACUGGCACCCUCUCCUCCCUGAUACCUUCCAGAUUCAUGACCAAGAGUACACAUACCAGCAGUUCAUCUAUAACAACUCCGUCUUGUUAGAACAUGGUCUUUCCCAUAUGGUGGAAUCCUUCUCCAGGCAAAGGGCUGGAAGGGUAAGAAUAUAUUUCCUACUAAGAAAUUGCAUAGCCUUCAUCUUGAGGCAACAUGAUACAACUGUCCUCCUGUAUUGUAAGUCACCCUUGUGUCUGAAAAGCCUUUAAACACAGAAUGAUUAUCUCUUUCUUUUUUUAAAUAAUAUUUAUUACUUUCCAACAAUUUAGACAUUACAUAGAAAAAGAAAAUAAACAAUACAAUACAAUACAAAAACAAUACCUAACACUGAACUAACAAAAACAAUUUAAACUAAGAAAACAAAACAAAAACAAUUUAAAACACAUCAAAUAGUUUCAAUCUUUCAUUCACUUAUUUCCAUGACCUCCUCACACCUCCCUUUUUGUAUUCCACUUCUAUUAGUUGUUUCAGCAAUUCCUUUCCAUCUUCCUCUGCUUUCUAUAAAACACAGAAUGAUUAUCAAUGGGGCCUUCUGAGAUUUGGUGAACAGUUUUGCAGUAUAUGCAGCUUUCUCUGUGGCAGCAGCUUUUAUUGCUCUCCUGUUGUUUCAUUUUCUGACAGAAGGCUGAAUAGCACAAGCAGUUUUACAUUGUAAAUCAAGAGAUGAGCGUCUUUUACAUUUGAAGUCCGGUUGAUUUCAAAGGGGCCAGAAGUUCUUAUGACCUACUAUUCCAUUUGAUCAGUUUAUAAUGCAACAAAUGCACAAUAGACAUUACAGUGGUGCCCCGCAAGACGAAUGCCUCGCAAGACGGAAAACCCGCUAGACGAAAGGGUUUUCCGUUUUUGAGUUGCUUCGCAGGACGAAUUUCCCUAUGGGCUUGCUUCGCUAGACGAAAAUGUCUUGCGAGUCUUGAGAUUUUUUUUUCGCUUCCCCCCCCCCUUUAUCUAAUCCGCUAAGCCUUUAAUAGCCUUUAAUAGCCUUUUAGCAGCUAAUCCACUAAGCCUUUAAGCCUUUAAUAGCCGCUAAACCGCUAAUAGCGCUAAUCCGUUAAGCCGCUAAUAGGGUUGCUUCGCAAGACGAAAAAACCGCUAGACGAAGACUCUUGCGGAACGGAUUAAUUUCGUCUUGCGAGGCACCACUGUAUUAGUUAGGGUCGUUUCUCUACAUAUACUUGUAGAAAAGUAGCUUUUAUCACUGAAGUGGCAAACCUGUUCACUAUUCUGCUUGAAGAAACUUGCAUGAUGGAAUGUCCCUCAGUUUUCUCUUCUAAAAAAUGUUCCUUCUAUAUACAAAACUAGAAGUUGUGGAAGAAUUCAAGUCUAGUAUUUUCCCUGAUUUAUUUAUUUUUUUUCUGUGUGAGAACUGGACUCUGAGUUUAGUCUCAGUGAGAACAUACAGCUCUGCCUGAAGUAACCAAGUUUAACGCAGUCACAUGUGUUUUCUCUACUUCUCCAUUCUACCCAAAGGAAGGCCAACUCCAAAACCUCACAUUCCUAUUUUUGGAACCAUGGUGGCAAGGCUUGUAGGUAUUAUGGAACGCCAUGCCAUACUUGUGCCAACAUAUACAGCAUUUAAGCUCCAUUUUGUUACUCACAAAAGGGAUGCGGGUGGCGCUGUGGGUUAAACCACAGAGCCUAAGACUUGCUGAUCAGAAGGUUGACAGUUCGAAUCCCCGCGACGGGGUGAGCUCCUGUUGCUCAGUCCCUGCUCCUGCCAACCUAGCAGUUCGAAAGCACGUCAAAGUGCAGGGAAGGUAAACGGCGUUUCCGUGCGCUGCUCUGGUUUGCCAGAAGCGGCUGAGUCAUGCUGGCCACAUGACCCAGAAGCUGUACUCGGCCAAUAAAGCGAGAUGAGCGUCGCAAACCCAGAGUCGGUCACGACUGGACCUAAUGGUCAGGGGUCCCUUUACCUUUACCUUUUUGGUACUCACAUUACUCCAUUUCUUUGAUAACAGAUAUCUGGUGGACGGAAUGUCCCUGCUGCAAUGCAGAAAGUAGCUAAGGCCUCCAUUGAUCGAAGCAGGCAGAUGAGAUACCGCUCCAUGAAUGAGUAUCGGAAGCACUUUAUGCUGAAACCCUUUCAGUCAUUUGAAGAGCUCACAGGUAAGACCUUGUCCUCUACUUAUAGAAAAACAAGAGAUUCAUUUUGGGGGCAAGGCUGCACAGCGUAGAGAUCAAACCUCUGCUUUGCAUGGGGAUGUUUGGGGUCCAAUUCUUGGCAUCUCCAAUUAAGGGACAGCAAUUAGCAGGUCCAGGAUUGUGUAGGCAGCUAAAGGCUAGAUGCUCCAAUGGGCUGGGUUAGACUAGGUCAUAGUUCAGUUCUAUGCUGCCUCUCAUCCCAAAAGCCCUCAAGUUGGUGCUCAAAUGUUCAAAUCCAAAUCCAAGAUUCAAGCAAUAUAACCAAUAAAUGAAUUACUCAGUGUGUUGAGAACGCUACCAGACUUUUAGAAGACUUUUAGAAGACAUCUGAAGGCAGCCCUGUUUAGGGAAGCUUUUAAUGUUUGACGGACUAUUGUAUUUUAAUAUUUUGUUGGAAGCCACCCAGAGUGGCUGGGGAAACCCAGCCAGAUGGACAAGGUAUAAAUAAUAAAUUAUUAUUAGUCCUUUCACGUGGACUAUCAUUCUGUCCUGCCAAAUCCCAAAACAUGUUUCUGACUUCCGGAGGUGGCGCCAACGGCAAUGGCGGAAUCCCUCUAAUCUAGAGGGAGAUCGCUCCACAGAAAUCCGGUCUAAAACCGCUUCGGCGCAGCGGGGACCCUUCAAACCACAGGCGGGUGAAGCCUGUGACCCUGGGACUCGGCGGGCACUGUUUGCGCCCCCAGGUCUGCAAAGGAACCCGGCAAUGGGCUCCGGAACAGAGCGGGGAAGUGAAGGCGCUGUGCUGUGAGUCGUCUGCUUCUUUUGUGGAGUGAAGCCGCGUAGCUGUUGCCAGAGAGCGCUGCCUUUUUUCCUGGACAAUUCGGACUUUAAAACAAAUAUCCGUGAGUACCCAGAAUUUGGACAAAUUGGGAUACUAAAGGAAGAUUAGUGAAAAGGGCAGAAUUGGACUAUAAAAAAAAAAGAAAGAAAAAUUGAUUGAAUUUGGUACGGAGCGGUAAGGGCUAAACAGGAAGUCACCCUUCCGUUCUUUUGUAAAUAUAACAAAGCAAAGUCAAAUUGUACUAGAGCUUUGAAAAUUGCUCUUAAAAGAGUGGAAUCCAACAUUUUAAAUUGGGAAUAUUUUUUUUUGGACUAUUUGAAGCAGUAAAAGGAAGUUAUUUUCGUCCUGAUCCUGGAGCGGGGAAGUCAGGACUGACGUGAACAAAUCAAGGUAUCUGUGUGUGUCAGAUAGUUAAAAGAAGAGAAUUUUUGUGACUCUAUUGUUCCCUUUCGCACUUUAAAGGAAUAUAUAAGGAUAAAGGAUUUUAAGUAACAUGGAAAUGUAUCAGAAACAAAUAUAAGUCUUCCCCUUAGGGGGAGCUUUAGAAACUGUAACUAAAUGCCAAGGACUUGACAGUUGUUACAAAGAACCGUGGGAGAGUGCAACAAUGUUUUCAGAAGUUGUGGUUUGCCUGCUCAAUGAAACAAAUAUUCUACUGGAAGAACUACAUGAUAAGGUGAACCAGAUGGCCAAGUCGACUGGAAAUCUCGGACUGGCAGUGGAAGGCGUUGAUCAAACUGUGGGAAUAGAUGUGGAGUCUAUCCAGGAUUCAAACCAGGAGUGUGUUUUGACAGAACAGGGGUUUGUGGCAUUAAAUCAGGAGUGUGGCUUGACAGAACAGUCUCAACAGGAGCUUGAUCCUUCGGACUUGAUAAUGGAAUUUGGGAAAAAUCAGAUAUGGGAAGGGAAAGUUCGGUGUGGUUUGGAAAUGGGGGGCUGGAUUGACCCCCCUAUGUUGGGAUAUUUGGACUUUUUAAAUUCAGUAACAGGCUGCGACAUGUUUGGAAAUGUGGGGGUCCACAAAUUCGGGGGGCCCUUGAAGUAUGCUCUUAAAUACUACAUGGAAUGCAGCGAUGAACAGGGAAAAGGAUCUGAUCUGAUGAGAAGGGUUAAAAGCACUAUUAAGUUGGAGCUACUACGAGCAAGUGACUACAGCCACAAAUAUGAAGAAAAGCUGCGGAAGGGCCAUGGAAGUGACUUGAGGGCCUCGGACAUAAGGUCACCGGGUUAGUUUGAUGAAUAAGGACUGACAAAUCCCGAAACCAGGAGGAAGGGACGUUGGAUUAAGAUUGGACUUGAUUAUAUGCUUCUUUCUCUUUUUUUGUUUUUUUUGUUUUUUAACUAAUAGAAUGUUUUAUAAAGCUGAUGAAUGAUAGAAUGAGAGAAAAAUGAAUGAUAGGAAAAUGUUGGAAGAAUUUACCUGGCUUUAGCAAAAAUGUAUAAAGAAUUAUGAAAGAACAUUAUGAAUAUAAGAAGUGGGUAAAGUCAAGAUCUAAAUUUUAAAUUUUAAAGUUUAUUUUAUAAUAGAAGGAAAGGAUUUGCUGGGAUAAUUAAAAACUAUUAAAGAAUCAUGAAAGAACAUUAUGAAUAUAAGAAGUUGGUAUAAUUAAGAUUUAAAUUUUAAAUUGUAAGGUCUAUUAUAUAAUAGAAAAAUGGAAAGGAUUUGCUGGGAUAAUUAAUAACUAGAAUACAAAGGAAGGGAGGAGGAGGAGGUCUAAUGUUUUUUCUUCUCUAUUAUUAUUUUUCUUCUGUAUUUCUUACUUUUUCAUAUUUUUAUUUUUUUACUUUUGUAUCUUUUUCUUAUUGUGUGUAAGUUUUUGUAUUCCCUAUUUUCUGUUUUUGUGUAAUUUUUGUAUUUUUUUUUGUUUUCUUUUGAAAUCUCAAUAAAUAUUAUUAAAAAACAAACAAACAAACAAAUCCCAAAACAUGUUUCUGUUCUGCGGAGACUUGGAAGCAUUUUUCCGCCAUUUAUGCUGGAAGAAGUACUUUCAACACACACAAGAAUAAGACAAAGUAGAACAAACAACAUCUUCACAACACAACAUCUCUCAACCUACUGGGGAACAACCACCACGCUCCCAACACAUUAAUGAACAGAACAUUGACCACUAACUACCACUUAAAAAGAGUUACACAAAAAGGGACUCCACAUGGACCCCUCCUGAUGGAUGCAAUACCACACUAGAUCUGUACAUCGAUUGCUUCCACCACAGAAACCAAACGGAUAUGACCAGAAAACACCAUCACUUACCACCAGGUUUACUACACCUAUCAGCCAAUCACCCAUUCCCAUCACCCUUCUGAGUAAUACCCCUCCCCACCCUCUCACUAUAUAUAAGGGUCUGGUGACUUCUGUUUCAGUAUAUCUGAAGAAGUGUGCAUGCACACGAAAGCUCAUACCAAUAACAAACUUAGUUGGUCUCUAAGGUGCUACUGGAAGGAAUUUUUUAAAAAUAUUAUUAUUAUUAUUAUUAGUUUUUUAAAAAGUGUUGAGUUCCUGCAGAAAAGCUCUGUUGUCUUUUAUUAGAGAUUGGGUAGUUGCAGCCCCUCCACUGAGAACAUGUACUGUCUUUUCAAGCUGUAAGGUAAAAGGUAAAGGGACCCCUGACCAUUAGGUCCAGUCGUGGGCGACUCUGGGGUUGCGUCGUGGGCGACUCUGGGGUUGCGGCGCUCAUCUCGCUUUAUUGGCCGAGGGAGCUGGUGUAUAGCUUCUGGGUCGUGUGGCCAGCAUGACUAAGCUGCUUCUGGCGAACCAGAGCAGCACACGGAAAUGCUGUUUACCUUCCUGCCGGAGCGGUACCUAUUUAACUACUUGCACUUUGACAUGCUUUCAAACUGCUAGGUUGGCAGGAGCUGGGACUGAGGAACGGGAGCUCACCCUGUUGCGGGGAUUCGAACCGCCGACCUUCUGAUCGGCAAGUCCUAGGCUCUGUGGUUUAACCCACAGUGCCACCCGCGUCCCUCAAGCUGUAAGGAGAGAUGCUCAAAAGAGAAACUGCAUGUUCUAAGGAUGGAAAGGAAGAAAGCAGAGGUUGUGGGGAGUCCUUCUUGGAGAUAGUUUUCCAUAAGACUAUUCUGUGUCAACCAUAGCUUUCCUUGAAAAGAUUUGUAAUAUGAUUCAUUCAUUCUUCUGUCGCUGCAUUGACUUUCUCCCUGUUGAUGCAAAAUUUAUUCAGGAUUGCAGAGCUUGACUUCCCCACCAUACUAUUUCUAUUUCAUGGCAGCUUUUGCAACACUAAUGAGGUCUCUCCCUGUCCUCCUUUGUAAGGCAACUUCCUUUCUUAUUCUCAGAACCUCGGAGAAGAACCCGCUAAUGAUUUGCAAUCAUAUACAAAACCAUCCCCCCAACUGUUGGAGAUUCCCUGCUUAACCAUGAUUUUUGCCUCUUGUUAUCACAGGAGAAAAAGAAAUGGCUGCAGAACUUGAAGAACUCUAUGGGGAUAUUGAUGCUAUGGAGUUCUACCCAGCUCUUCUUGUAGAAAAACCAUAUCCUGGAGGUAUAUUUGGUGAGACCAUGAUAGAAAUUGGGGCACCAUUCUCUUUGAAAGGUCUCUUUGGAAACGCUAUUUGCUCACCAGAGUACUGGAAGCCCAGUACCUUUGGGGGCAAAGUUGGCUUUGACAUAGUGAACACAGCCUCCAUCCAAAACCUUAUCUGCAACAAUGUGGAAGGCUGUCCUCUCAUGGCUUUCCACGUCAUAAACCCCGCAACAGCAGCAACGAAUAACGUCAGCACCUCCAGCACAGCAAGAGACGAGACUGGCCCACCGUUACGAUCAAAAGAACAGUUUGCUGAACUAUAG